Molecule: messenger RNA, 4667 nt
Organism: Nylanderia fulva
Lineage: Eukaryota; Metazoa; Arthropoda; Insecta; Hymenoptera; Formicidae
Gene: PCB
Product: Pyruvate carboxylase
Biological process (GO): gluconeogenesis; pyruvate metabolic process
Cellular component (GO): cytoplasm
Molecular function (GO): pyruvate carboxylase activity; metal ion binding; ATP binding
Source: RefSeq, a predicted model, not a curated record
GUGCCGGGGAGACAGUUCAGUUCAGUGUGGCUUAGACUUCAGUCGGACGGAGUCUGGCCAACCUCGUUCCUGGUGUGUGAUUACAGUAAGUACACGAAAUCUGACUGAAGUCGACAGGUUUGUCCGCAUCGAUCACCUUGACCGAAAUACCAGAAAUUUGGCAGAAUAUCAACAGAUACUUUGUUUUAAGGAACAUAAAGUGACGUUUUAGUGCAUAAUGAGAACUGUCGCAUUGUUGAAUGACUGUUAAGUGUUUUUUAAUAAAUUGAAAAUUGCUCUUAGCAAUACUAGAAACAUAAUUAUCGCGACAAAACAAAGAUCAUUUGUAGAGUUUGACCUUUAAGAUACAGAUGCGCGUAGAAAGAAGUAGCUUUAAAACGCAAACACUAGUCACAAAUUGUAAAACGGCCUAAAUAUCAACAAGAAAAUCUAUUUUACGAGGACACAGCAUAUAUGCUAAGUAGAUAAUUAAUUUUAUCUUCUAGUUUUAUACAAUAUUCAGAUUAAAGUACUAAAGUAGUAAAGUGAAAAGUGAUAUAAUAUUGUGAAUUUAACGAGAACAUAGCGACUGGCAAAAUGCAUUCCAUACGUGCUCAUCAAUCAUUAAGUAAACACAGAAGUGCUUUACAAAUACUGAAGAUCGCUAAGAGAUACUUCGCCGCAGAUGUGGAAUAUAAACCAAUCAGGAGUGUCCUCGUCGCUAAUCGAGGAGAAAUCGCCAUUCGCGUGUUUCGUGCCUGCUCGGAGCUCGGUAUUCGAUCCGUGGCGAUUUAUUCAGAACAAGAUAAGAUGCAAAUGCACCGACAGAAAGCGGAUGAAGGUUACUUAGUAGGAAAAGGAUUACCUCCUGUUCAAGCUUACCUGAACAUCCCCGAGAUCAUUCAAGUUGCUAAGGAGAACAACGUCGACGCUAUACACCCUGGUUAUGGAUUCCUUUCAGAGAGAUCGGAUUUUGCUCAAGCGGUGACUGAUGCUGGUAUCAGAUUCAUCGGACCUAGACCUAAAGUCGUUCAGCAAAUGGGAGAUAAGGUGGCUGCUAGACAAGCCGCGAUUGAAGCUGGGGUGCCCAUCGUUCCGGGAACAGAUGGGCCGGUAACGACUUCCGACGAGGCAAUAGAGUUCUGCAUGAAACAUGGGCUUCCAGUUAUCUUUAAGGCAGCGUACGGAGGUGGAGGACGAGGUAUGAGAGUCGUGAAACAAAUGGAGGAAGUCCGUGAAAUGUUUGAUCGUGCGUCUUCCGAAGCCGCAGCUGCUUUUGGAAAUGGUGCUAUGUUCAUCGAGAAAUUCAUCGAGAGACCACGUCAUAUUGAAGUUCAAUUACUUGGGGACCACGCUGGCAAUGUCGUGCAUUUAUAUGAACGUGAUUGCUCUGUACAGCGUCGUCAUCAAAAGGUUGUCGAGAUCGCGCCAGCUCCGUCAUUAUCAAUCAAGAUUCGUGAUAAAAUGACUGAAUAUGCAGUUAAAUUGGCAAAACAUGUCGGUUAUUCGAAUGCUGGUACUGUGGAAUUCUUGGUCGAUGAAUCUGGAAAUUUUUAUUUCAUUGAAGUCAACGCCAGAUUACAAGUUGAACAUACAGUAACUGAAGAAAUAACAGGAAUUGAUCUUGUGCAAUCUCAAAUUCGAAUAGCCGAAGGCAUGACAUUGCGAGAGCUCGGUAUGACGCAAGAAAAAAUUAAUCCUCAAGGAUUCGCGAUCCAAUGCCGAGUGACUACGGAAGAUCCAGCUAAGAACUUCCAACCGGACACCGGAAGAAUAGAAGUCUUCCGUUCUGGCGAAGGCAUGGGUAUCCGAUUAGACGGAGCUUCUGCAUUUGCUGGAGCUAUAAUCUCACCAUAUUAUGAUUCACUUCUUGUUAAGGUAAUCGCCCAUUCUGGUGAUCUUCAGUCAUCGUGCGCCAAGAUGAAUCGAGCUCUCCGCGAAUUUCGUGUACGCGGAGUAAAAACAAAUAUCCCUUUUCUAUUAAAUGUUUUGGAAAAUCAAAAGUUCCUUAACGGCAUCGUCGAUACAUACUUUAUCGACGAGCAUCCUCAGCUCUUUCAGUUGCAGCCAAGUCAGAAUCGAGCGCAGAAGUUGCUAAAUUAUCUCGGUACAGUUCUUGUGAACGGUCCGAGUACACCAUUAGCUACUCAGCUAAAGCCGGCGGACAUCAAACCGCAUAUUCCACAGAUUGCUAUAGACUUUGCUAAGCUUGCAGCUGCAGAAGAAACCAAUGAUCCCGAUGCACCAGAUAUUUUGGAUCCUCCACAAGGAUUCCGUCACAUUUAUAAGGAGCAAGGUCCGGAAGCCUUCGCCAAAGCUAUUAGACAACACAAAGGUCUUCUUUUAAUGGACACUACAUUCCGCGAUGCUCAUCAGUCUCUUCUGGCAACUCGUGUGCGAUCGCACGACCUGCUGACAAUCUCUCCAUUCGUCGCGCACAAAUUUAAUAAUCUUUAUUCAUUGGAGAACUGGGGCGGUGCGACUUUUGACGUAGCCCUGAGGUUCCUCCACGAGUGUCCUUGGGAACGGUUGGAGGAUAUGCGCAAGGCCAUCCCCAAUAUCCCGUUCCAAAUGUUGUUAAGAGGCGCUAAUGCUGUUGGUUACACAAAUUAUCCUGAUAACGUGGUUUUUAAAUUCUGUGAAUUGGCUGUGAAGACCGGCAUGGAUGUUUUCAGGGUAUUCGACUCACUCAAUUAUUUGCCAAAUCUGAUUGUUGGUAUGGAGGCCGCCGGAAAUGCUGGAGGUAUCGUUGAAGCGGCAAUUUCCUAUACGGGCGAUGUGAGCGAUCCGAAUCGUACCAAGUACAACUUGAAGUAUUAUGUCGAUUUGGCGGACGAAUUGGUCAAAGCAGGUACUCAUGUUCUAGCAAUCAAAGAUAUGGCCGGAUUGCUCAAACCAAGAGCAGCCGAGAUAUUGAUUGACGCGAUCAGACAGAAGCAUCCGGAUGUACCUUUGCAUAUACACACUCAUGAUACCGCUGGAGCUGGAGUGGCUUCCAUGUUGGCUUGUGCAAAGAGCGGCGCCGAUGUUGUGGAUGUUGCUGUUGAUAGCAUGUCCGGCAUGACUAGUCAACCUUCUAUGGGUGCUAUUGUUGCUUCUCUUCAAGGAACGGACAUUGAUACAAAACUAGAACUUUCUAAUGUCUCGGAAUAUUCUGCAUAUUGGGAACAAACGAGAACGCUCUAUGCACCCUUCGAAUGUACAACAACGAUGAAGUCUGGAAAUGCGGACGUCUAUCUUAAUGAAAUUCCUGGUGGACAAUACACAAAUUUGCAAUUCCAAGCUUACUCGCUCGGUCUAGGUGAAUUCUUUGAAGAUGUGAAGAAAGCAUAUAGACAGGCUAAUCUCUUGCUCGGUGACAUUAUUAAAGUCACGCCAAGCUCCAAGGUUGUCGGAGAUUUGGCGCAAUUUAUGGUUCAAAAUAAGCUGACGGCUGAUGAUGUACUAAAUAGAGCAGAAGAAUUAUCGUUUCCUAAAUCGGUGGUCGAGUUUCUUCAGGGCGCUAUUGGUGAACCUCACGGAGGAUUUCCUGAACCAUUGAGAUCAAAAGUUCUCAAGGACAUGCCACGCGUGCAGGGCAGGCCAGGCGCGAGUUUGUCACCACUCGACUUUACCGUCUUGAAGAAAGAGCUGCAAGAAUCUCAUCCACACGUCACCGAAAAGGACGUCAUGUCGGCCGCGCUUUAUCCUAAAGUAACGAAGGAUUACCUAAGUUUCAAAGAACAAUUUGGUCCAGUAGAUAAAUUAGACACCAGAGUCUUCCUUACGGGACCUAAAGUGGGCGAGGUAUUCGAUGUCACAAUUGAAAAGGGUAAAACUCUCGGUAUCAAAACUCUGGCAGUUGCCGAGGAUCUUACGAAGAAUGGUGAACGCGAGGUAUUCUUUGAAAUGAAUGGCCAGCUGAGAUCUGUGUUCAUCAAGGAUAAAGAGGCUGUCAAGGAACUUCAUGUGCAUCCGAAAGCUGUAAAAGGUGAUAGCAAUCAGCUAGGAGCGCCGAUGCCCGGUGAAGUGAUUGACAUCAGGGUAAAAGUGGGUGAUACAGUAGAAAAAGGCGCACCAUUAGUCGUAUUGUCAGCCAUGAAGAUGGAAAUGGUCGUACAGGCGCCAAGAGCAGGAAAAAUUAAGAGUCUUGAUAUUAAUUUGGGUAUGAGACUUGAAGGAGAUGAUCUCGUCUUGACAUUCGAAUAACUCGACUCUCGUAUUAAUGAAACUGUAAGUCAAUUCGCAACUUCUUCGCUUAAAGAUGACAAUGAAUAUUUAUUGCAAAAUCUGUUUGCUUCGAUAAUCUGUGUGAAAGAUAUUAAGCUCUUCAUCAUACGAAAUCUUUGCUAUACGGAAUUUAAAUCUUUUUCUAUUAAUUCUAUUUUUAUACAUUUCUGUGAUCAAUAAUUUUGUUUAGAAUCGUCGAUCACUAUAUAUCGAAGUAGCCAAGUGGACAAAUUCGAUUCUUUAUUAUAAAUGAAUUUUUGCCAUAUAUUGUAAAACUUUUGUAAUAGUUAUUAUUCUAUUUAUUAGGUUGUAUAUAUUUAGAAAAUCACAUCCUAUAUGAUAUGCUAUAUAAAAAACUGUUUUUUUUUUAAAUGUAGACAAUUAACACAGACUGUCACUUAACGAAACAUACAGUUUCGUGUAGAACAAAUUAUUUUGUUAAUUUAUCUUUAUUUUUAAAAACAUUACAGUUUUAUUUU